CGUAGGCAAUUUUUAUGCAUUUGUGUCUCUGACGAACUCGACUGAAGGUCGAUGAAUAUCUAUAAAUAGAAGUGCAUAGUAUUUCUAAAAUGAGUAAACUCUUAAUGGGUACUAUAGAUUCAUCCUUGGAUGUAAUCCAGGAUGAUGUGCACCAAUUAUUAGAACGUCCAGUACCGGCGUACUCCAAUGUGACUGUCAGACGAGCAUUCAUUGCGUGGUUUUACUGCGGCCAGAAGAACAAGUUUAAUGAAGUAUGCAAUUAUUACCAUUCCCUGGAAGCUAUGGAAGAUACAUUAUCACCUGAAGCAAAAGCGCAGAGCAGGCGUCACGAAUUUAAUAUGUUCUCAAAUCCACCUCCCACUUCACAAUACCAAGAAGAGCUGUUUCCAAACUUGUAUUCAAUAUCAGACGUCAAGCCUUCGUAUAUCAGGAAGUUAGAGAUGAUAAAAAACGAAAAAAUUGUCUUCAAACUGGAAGGAUAUAAUGAACUCCUUGGGCAGGAUGAUAUUAAACCUGAUGAAAAGACUGAAGCCAGCAAAAUAAUAAGAAAAUACUGUCAAAGUAAACUAAUAUCUAUCAGAAAGUUUCUUGACGAUUUUAAAGUGUAUGCAUCAAGAUGCCAACUUGAGAUUACGGUAGCUAAUAUCGAGAAUUACAUUAAAAGGAAGAUGCUGGAAGGUGAACUGCAUAUCGUUCACAAUUGUCCAAAAAAUUACGACUUUUUAGAACUUGCACCAGAGCCAUUUGAAAACUGCAAAGAUAACAGUAAUAAAUCAGACGUUUCCGCAAUCAUUAAUAAUACUGACAUUAGUCUAUCAAUUUUAAAACCAAAAGCUAUUAAAGACACAAAAGUAAAACAAACAGCAAAAAUAGCAAAAUUAAAUGAUAGAUGUGCUGCAUUUUUUGAAUAUUUUAAUUUUAGACACUUGAAGAAAUCUUUGACUAUGGAGGAAGCCGUUUCGCAGUUACCUUUGAUAGAAAUUUUGAGUAAUGAAACUUGCAGAAAAUAUAAAAAAUCUAAAUCCAUAGAAAGUUUGCUUUACAAUAAAGCUAAAAGUGACAUCCAAGGAUUAGAUAAAAAAUUCUUUCUACAUUUUACACAAAAGAAAAUAUGAUGAAGACUAUGGCAGAAUUAUGUGAAAUAACAUUUUAUUAUAAUUGAUAUUAAUUAAGUUUAUUUUUUAAUUUUAGAUUUUAAAUGUUUUAACUUACCUGUUACUUUUAUACUCGUAUAACAAAUAUUAGUCUAUUAUAUUAUUAUUAUAAUGAUAAAAUUUUAAUAUUAAAUUUAUUGACAAAGCUACUUUGCGUUAACCGAUUAAGUAUGAUUUAAAUUUUACGUUAUGUAAUCACAAAUUAAUAUUAUUAACGUUUUAUUUAAUUUAUUAUCAUAUUAAUUAUAUAAUUAAUCCAUGUAAAUUUUUUAAAAUGAUAAAAUUAAAUACUUAAUUGUCCUGAGCGAUA
Molecule: messenger RNA, 1464 nt
Organism: Galleria mellonella (greater wax moth)
Lineage: Eukaryota; Metazoa; Arthropoda; Insecta; Lepidoptera; Pyralidae
Exons: 3
Coding region: 90-1115 (341 amino acids)
Source: RefSeq, a predicted model, not a curated record